Molecule: messenger RNA, 2710 nt
Organism: Aphis gossypii (cotton aphid)
Lineage: Eukaryota; Metazoa; Arthropoda; Insecta; Hemiptera; Aphididae
Exons: 2
Coding region: 98-2710 (870 amino acids)
Biological process (GO): DNA repair; telomere maintenance
Molecular function (GO): DNA helicase activity
Source: RefSeq, a predicted model, not a curated record
AAGAUUCAAUGCACCCACCGUUAAUGAUGUUGCUGCAAUUAUUGUUGGCGAUCCAACUAAAUCACGAGACAUUGUCGUUCAGCGAAGAAGCAAUAUCAUGCAUCGUGUAAACGAGACACAUCGUUUGUACGAUGCGUUACAAUAUCCAAUCAUUUAUUGGCAAGGGCAAGACGGAUACGACAUCACGUUGAAGAUGGUCGAUCCAAUUACAGGAGUAUCAACGAAUAAUAAAAAUCUAAGCGCAAUGAAUUACUAUGCGUAUCGUAUGAUGAUUCGUACACAUGAGGAGAAUGUCAUUCUGAAGUGCGGUCGGCUAUUCCAGCAAUUCGCUGUCGACAUGUAUGUCAAAGUCGAGACCGAACGUUUAGCGUUCAUCAGAUUCAAUCAGCCAAAGCUACGAUCUGAGGACUAUAUACACUUGCGUGAUGCUAUUCAUUCAGAUAGUGAUGUUCAGAAUAUUGGACGACUGACGAUUCUCCCAUCAACUUAUAUCGGAAGCCCACGCCACAUGCACGAAUACGCUCAAGACGCUAUGACGUACGUGCGAAAUUAUGGAACUCCGGAUUUAUUUAUUACGGUCACAUGCAAUCCGAAGUGGACGGAAAUUGAACGCGAGUUGGAACCGGGUCAAAAACCGCAAGAUCGCCAUGACAUAAUCGCCAGAGUAUUUCAGCAAAAACUCAAGGUUAUGAUGGAUGUGCUUACUAAGUAUCGAGUUUUUGGUGACACACGUUGUUAUAUGUACUCGGUGGAAUGGCAGAAGCGUGGACUACCGCAUGCUCAUAUCCUAAUUUGGUUGCUGAACAAAUUACAUUCAAAUGAAGUGGAUGACAUCAUAUCAGCUGAAAUUCCUGAUCCAGUCACUGAUCCCCGUCUACACGACAUUGUGACGACACAGAUGGUGCAUGGACCGUGCGGUGCAUUAAAUCCAUUAUCGCCUUGCAUGGCUGAUGGAAAGUGCACAAAACGAUAUCCGCGACCGUUAGUUGCUGAAACAGUCACAGGGAACGAUGGUUAUCCAGUUUAUCGUCGGCGUUCAAAAGAAGAUAACGGUCGAACUAUCAAAGUUAAAGGUCAAAAUCAAGAGAUUGAGAUCGGAAAUGAAUUCAUUGUACCAUAUUGCCCGCUGCUAUCACUAAUUUUCGAAACACAUGCAAACGUUGAGAGUUGUCAUUCGGCCAAAUCAAUCAAAUAUUUGUGCAAGUACGUCACAAAAGGCAGCGACAUGGCUGUGUUUGGUAUUGCGUCGGAAAAUGUGAAUGACGAAAUCAGCAACUUCCAAAUGGGCAGAUACGUCAGUACUAAUGAAGCACUGUGGCGAUUAUUGUCAUUUCAAAUUCAUGAAAGAUAUCCCACAGUUGUACAUUUAGCAGUGCAUUUGGAAAAUGGCCAAAGAGUUUACUUCACUGAGGCUAAUGCGGCACAACGAGCUGAGAGAACACCAUCGACAACAUUGACUAGCUUCUUUGCAAUGUGUGAAGCAGAUCCAUUCGCAGCGACGCUGAUGUACGUUGAAAUGCCCAAGUAUUACACUUGGAAUCAAUCAACAAAGAAAUUCCAACGUCGCAAACAAGGAACCCCAGUUCCAGACUGGCCACAGGUGUUUUCAACUGAUGCACUAGGUCGUAUGUACACUGUUCAUCCUAGAAACGAUGAAUGUUUUUAUUUGCGACUGCUGUUAGUAAAUGUACGUGGACCGAAAUCAUUUGCGCAUUUGAAAACUGUGAAUGGCCACCAAUGCCAAACAUAUCGAGAAGCAUGUCAACUAUUGGGUUUGCUGGAGAACGAUUCUCAUUGGGAUUUAACACUUGCAGAUUCAGUUGUUUCAUCAAAUGCGUACCAAAUACGAACGCUGUUCGCAAUUAUCAUCACCACAUGUUUUCCUUCACAACCAAUUCAGUUAUGGAACAAAUACAAAGACGCCAUAUGUGAAGAUAUCUUGCAUCGCUUGCGUAUUCAAACGAAUAAUCCUGACAUCCAAAUAACCGAUGAAAUCUACAAUGAAGGAUUGAUUCUGAUUGAGGAUCAAUGCUUGACUAUUGCAAACAAGCUACUGAUUGAAGUAGGAAUGAUUGCGCCAAAUCGAUCGAUGCACGAUGCAUUCAACCAAGAAUUAAAUCGAGAGCUGCAAUACAAUGUUGAUACAUUGCAGGAAUUCGUUAGAAAUAAUGUUCCGUUGCUGAAUGAACAGCAAAAACAAGUAUACAAAACAUUAAUGCAAGCGGUGGACAAUAAUACUGGUGGUCUAUUCUUCCUGGAUGCACCUGGAGGAACAGGGAAAACAUUUGUCAUUUCAUUGAUUUUGGCCACUAAUCGAUCAAGAUGUGACAUAGCUUUGGCGUUAGCAUCAUCUGGAAUUGCGGCGACUCUUCUAGAUGGCGGUCGUACUGCACAUUCUGCGCUUAAGUUGCCACUCAAUUUAAACACAAUUGAUACUCCAACGUGCAAUAUUUCCCGAUCCAGUGCAAUGGGAAAAUUGUUAAUGCAAUGCAAGCUCAUUGUUUGGGAUGAGUGCACAAUGGCACAUAAGAAAUCACUUGAAGCACUUAACUUCACACUGAAGGAUCUUCGGAGAAAUAACAACAUCUUUGGCGGCUUGAUGAUAUUGUUGGCAGGCGAUUUCAGGCAGACGUUGCCAGUAGUUCCCCGUGGAACGCCUGCAGAUGAAUUGAAUGCUUGCCUAAGGCAUCACCUUUAUGGAAUAACGUAA